UUCUCGUUGUAAUCGCAGACGCAAACAUCUCCUGCGUUGGAGCUUUCGUAAACGCAAAAUUUUUGUCGAACGCUGAAGACGCGCUAAUACAUACCAUAUAUACAGUUUAAAAAACAAUUUAACGGGUUUUUGGAAGAAGUGAAUGUGAUAAAAUAAUUUAGGCAAAAUCGUGCAUCCACUUAAACUUAAAAAAAUAUUGAUUAAAAGUACUGAUAAUGAAUAAGUUUCACUGUGAAGCAAGAAACAUAUAAAAAGAUGUGUUAAUUCCAAAUAGACAGCAGUCCAUAUCUAAGCGCGCACUUGUUGAAAACAAUUCUCUCAAAAGUAUACAAUUUCUUUAAAAAAUUUCAAAAGACAUUUCACAAACACGCGCCUAAAAUUUCCGAAACGGUGAAAGUUAUUACGUCAACAGCAAAUGUCACAACAAUAAGUCUUACCAUUUAGUUUACAUCUUUCCGUUGAAGAUUUUUUGAGCAAAAGUUCUACAUACGAAAUUUACAUUAUGUUGGGAAGAUUUUUCGUAGUACUUUUAUUGGUUCUAACACCGCAUGCCAUACUCAGUGUUAAACAACGCGAGCUAGAAAUGGUCUAUCAAUGGAAACAAAUGGUAUUUGGCUUCCCUACGGAGGCAGAUCGUCAAGAAGCAAUAGCCAAUGGCAAUUUAGUGCCAGAAAACGCAACACCCAUCGAUGUGGCAACCCAUCAGCACUCAGUAAAGGGAUCACGUGUCUUUACAACAGUACCCAGAUUCACAACGGGCAUUCCGUACACUUUGGCGGUGGUGACUGACGCCAAUGAGGCGAAUGGACCAGUCCUGCAGCCAUAUCCCGAUUACAGUUGGCACAAUUCACAUGGUAGUGAUUGUGAUAAAAUUACUUCUGUAUUCCGUGUGGCAAUCACAGAGUGCAAUCAAAUGUUCGUACUUGAUUCGGGCGUUAUCAGCGGAGUUCAACAUUGUCCACCGCAGCUACUUGUCUUCGAUUUGAACACCGACACCUUAUUCCAUCGUUAUCGUUUCGAAUCAAGCAUGUACGUAGCAGUCGCUUCACUCUUCAUCACGCCAUUAGUUAUUGUGCAUGAUCCCCCGCCGAAAGGACGCUGCCGCAAACUACAAGUCUACAUUGCUGAUGUCACGUUUCAUGGUCUGGUUGUAUAUGACUCGGAAUUAAAUACUGCUUGGCGCGUCGAGAAUAAAUUCAUGUAUCCCGAUCCCGAUCAUGGCACACACUCAAUUGCCAAUGAGAAAUUCAUUUUAAUGGAUGGCAUGUUUGGUUUGGCCAGCGAUCGAGAACAGCUCUACUUCCAUCCACUGGCCAGUGUCAGCGAGUAUGCAGUGCCGUUGAGCGUCAUAAACAAUCGUACCAAUUUUAAGGAGAGUGUGGAUGCCAUGCCUCAGGCUUUUCGAACGGUGGGCAAACGUAGCAGUCCAUGUGCCACCCAGGCGAUGGACAGCCACAAGAAUCUCUACUGUGUUACAUUCAAUCCAAUCAUGUUGACUCGUUGGAGUCCGAAUAAGCCGUACAAUAUUAAGCAUGAGAUCGAAAUACCGGCAGAUCGACAACUGAUUGAAUUUGUAAGCGGCAUGAAGGUGCACAAAAACGAUGUCGGCAAAGAAGAAUUAUGGAUGAUGUCGAAUCGUUUUCAGAAAAUCUCCAGAGGCACUAUGGAUUUUGGUGAAGUUAAUUUCCGCAUUUUGCGUCGACCACUUGAUGACAUACAACAUGCGUCCAUAUCAAGUCAAGAUCUGAGUCAACGACUUAUCUUCACUUGAUUUUGCAAAAGCUUAUACAAUUUUAACAUUGUUGAAACCUUUUAUGGAUAGUUACUGCACAAUAUUCGUAUAUGGUAUAUGCACUUUAUAACAGUAUUUGCAACUCCAGCAGAAAGUAGGAAAUACCUUGUGUAAGCACAAUGCUAAAUUUUCUAAUUGUAGCACAUUAAAAAGCACUCCAACUAUAUUCUGUUAUUGGAUAUUAAUAAAGCUGUAAUAUUAGACUGUAAGGGUUGAGAAGUAUUUGGCCUAACAAUGACAGAACGGCUCUUUGACCGACAAAAUAGCUUUAUUCUUCAAUAUGAGCUCAAUUUAAAAUUGUUUUCUCUAUAUGGCUGAGAAGGUGUAACGGUUCUCCAACAUUUCUAUAAUUUGUUUGUUUCGAUCUUGAGAGAAAAUGAAGCAGGGUCUUCGGAAUACGGUGAGUAGGGGACUAGUCGUACCGUAAUUCUUUCAAUUUCUCAGUCGUAAAGGAAGCUGAAUGUACCGGAAGCGAGUUGCGUGGCUCAAAUCGAACGCAAGCGAUUUUUAAUUGUGACACGUUUUCUCAGUCAGGCCAAAAAUCUUCCAACCUAUGUAAUAUAUGGUUUAGUCAAUUUAUUGGUGCUUUAGAUUCAGAAGUCUUUAAAUCGUUUUCGGAAUUAAACGCAGUACUU
This is a messenger RNA of Bactrocera oleae (olive fruit fly), 2427 nucleotides long. Its product is annotated as dopaminechrome tautomerase. NCBI's taxonomy places the organism in Eukaryota, Metazoa, Arthropoda, Insecta, Diptera, Tephritidae. The record is from RefSeq and is a predicted model, not a curated record. Gene Ontology annotation, cellular component: extracellular region.